AGUAGUAGUAUUCGUAGUACUGGCGAUAGUACUUGUGCCUCAACCAAUAAUUUCAAUUGUGGAACACUUGAACUUCAAAUCAGUCUCGGAGUUGAUCGUGGCGACUGAUCAUCUUUUGCGACCGAAGGGGCAACAGUGAUCCCGCACAACUUGUGACAAAAGUAACUAAACCUAACAAGGGAAAGUACCAAGCAUGCCCAACUCCACGUGGGAUGUUUCCGGUGGGGAAGACACUUUGGGAUGGCAGCCCGAGCUUCCCCCAGAGGCUGGCUACCCCCUCUUCAUCGAAAUGGCUCAGUUCAACUCGGACGGAAGGAAGGAGGAGUGGAGGGAAUCGGCGAGAUGGGUGAAAUUCGAAGAGGACAUUGAGGAGGCGAUGCGCUGGAGUAAACCUUAUGUCCCGUCGAUCCAACUCAGCGCUUUGUAUGAGCUUCGUCGCAUCCUGGAGGGGGCAGAAGUCCAGCUUCAAUUCAACUGCAAUAGCGAAGAACGAGCAUGUCGACUCCUCGUGGACACGUGGGCGUCAAAUGGCGUCAUCCAGGAGUCGGAGAGGGCAAAAGUCCUCCAAACCCUGCUCCGACCUCAUGUUCAUCUCUACGAGACGGCCACUUCCAUCAUCCCGACAUUAUUUAGGAAGAAGAAGCCCCCACUUGAGAGGAAAUCAUCUUCCAGUGCAACUGAAUUUUUGCGAAGGAACAGCAUCUCUUCGGUCGUGUAUCGUCAACCCACCAAAGAAGAUAAAGAGAAAAAUGUUCAAUUUCUGCGAAAAAUACCAGCCAAUGCGGAAUGUGCAAAUAUCAUGGUGGGUCAAAUCCAACUACUUACUGGAUUGAAACAACCGGUGGCUGCAUUUUUAAAGCUGAAGGACGCCACAAUCCUCGGAAAUUUAACGGAGGUUCCCCUUCCCACAAGAUUUGUAUUUGUGCUUCUUGCACCUCACGGCACCAAUAUAAUGGAAAUUGGCCGUGCUGUUGGAACCCUUUUGACCGACCCAGGUUUUAAGGAAUUGGCUUAUAAAGCUGAAACUAAAGAGCGCAUUCUUCAAGGAAUUGACCUGUUUUUGAAUACGACAUCCAUUCUUCCACCAGCGACAUGGGACGCGUCUAUUAGACUGGAACCCCCGAGCGUAGCGGCUGGUGGUGGUCAUGGAGCAAGCAGUCAUGGAGGUGACGAAGAAGAUAACGGGUUGACAAGAACUGGUCGUAUAUUUGGAGGUUUCUUCCAAGACAUUAAGCGCAAGGUUCCAUGGUACUGGUCCGAUUUUAAGGAUGCCUUAUCCCUACAAGUCUUGGCUACUUGGAUGUUUCUAUACUUUGCUUGUCUCACUCCCCAAAUCACCUUUGGAGGCUUGAUGGGUCUUGCAACACAUAAUGCAAUGGGUACAAUGGAAACGAUGGUAGCUGGCUGUGUUUGUGGAAUAGGAUUCGCCCUUUUUGCUGGACAACCGCUAACAAUUUUGGGCAGUACAGGACCUGUACUUGUGUUUGAGAAGAUUCUCGUCCAUUUCUCAGAAUCAAACGGACUCAACUACCUCGAGUUUAGAUUAUGGGUUGGACUUUGGAUUGCUCUUAUCCUGAUGAUCCUCGUGGCCACAGAUGCGUCCGCGUUGGUAUCAUACAUUACGAGAUUUACAGAGGAUAAUUUUGCAACCCUUAUUGCUUGCAUCUUCAUGGUGGAGGCACUCAAGAAUGUCAUGCUAAUUCGUCACGUGAAGCAUGGUCCACCCAUCACAAGGGGGCUAAAUGAUUCCGCACUUGAAUUCAUGAACAACAGCCCCAACGGCGUCAGCUCUAAUGCAAUGCGUGAUUUUGAUGAUGGUCAAAAUCAGACAGCUUGGAACUUUGAUUACGAUGUUUAUCAGGACACCACGCCCAACAUUAACUUACUCGAAGCCCUUCAGACCGAGACGUCUCAAUCAAUCUUCUUAAUGUCACUUCUCCUCUUCAUUGGAACUUUCUUCGUGUCCUAUAUGCUCAAAGAAUUUCGAAUGUCUCCAUUCUUUCCUACAUGGUUUCGCUACAUUGUGUCUGAUUUUGCAGUAAUCUUGGCUAUUGCGGCAAUGACAUUUGUGGAUUUUAAAUCUGGCAUUCCAACCCCGAAACUGACUGUGCCGGAAAAAUUUGCACCCACGUCGAGUGAGCGUGGCUGGUUUAUUCCACCAUUUGGGAAGAAUCCAUUUUGGAGUCUUUUUGCAGCAUCAAUUCCUGCAUUGUUGGCGACAAUUCUAAUUUUUAUGGAUCAACAGAUCACGGCUGUCAUUGUGAAUCGAAAAGAUCAUAAGCUAAAGAAAGGAUGCGGGUAUCACUUGGACCUUUUCGUGCUCGCAAUUCUCAUCACGGUUGGUUCACUCUUUGGCCUCCCUUGGUUCGUCGCAGCUACAGUGGAAAGUUUGACCAAUGUCAGUUCUUUAAAAAUGGAAUCCGAAUCGGCUGCUCCAGGAGAAAAGCCAAUCUUUUUGGGAGUACGGGAACAACGAGUGUCCAAUUUGCUGGUCUUUAUCACGGUUGGGUUGUCCGUAUUACUGACGCCUGUCCUGCGCCACGUCCCAAUGCCCGUUCUCUACGGCGUCUUCCUAUACAUGGGAUUCUCUGCCUUGAUGAGAAUGGAACUCUUCCAACGAAUUUUGCUCAUGUUCAUGCCUCUUAAAUACCAACCAGACCAUGGGUACUUGCGGGUUGUGCCCUUAAUGAGGGUGCACUUAUUCACCAUGAUCCAACUACUGUGCUUGGUUUUGUUGUGGAUCAUCAAAAGUCUGAAACAGACUGCAAUUCUCUUUCCCCUUAUGUUGGUGGUAAUGAUGGUUGUCCGUAAACUCCUUGAUUACCUUUUCACCCAAACUGAGCUGUUGGCCUUAGAUGAUGCUUUACCAGGAGCAGGACAUACAAAAGAUGAGAAGACACAAUAUGCAGAAGUUAUACGCAAGAGUGAUGCUAAUACAGAACUCAACGGAUGCAAAUACAAAUCCGUUGCGAAUGAUGAUGUAUAGCAGUUUAUAAAACGCUGAUGCAUACAACAUCUUCACUUGUUAACCAACCGUGGUGCCUUUAUAGUAAUUAAUAACUUUUCUAUUAAAUUUAAAUUACCUUUGUUAUUAUGCGAUUUUAAACAAAUUGCAAAUGUCUAUGCAAAAUUUAUUUAUUUUGCAUGAGAAUAUAUAACACACUUUUAUUUAUCCCAAACCUAUAUUAACCUAUGACUUAACUUUAAAAUUGUUCUAUUCAGAGAUACUAAAUCAACUUUAUGUAAUAUAAAUAUGUAAAUAUGAUCAUUAUAAUAAGAAAAAAUACUAACAAAUGUAUACUACAUGCCAAAUUAAAGUAAAUGCUUUCAAAUUAUUAUUAUACCAAAAUAAAUACCAACCGAACUUGUAAA
Molecule: messenger RNA, 3372 nt
Organism: Folsomia candida
Lineage: Eukaryota; Metazoa; Arthropoda; Collembola; Entomobryomorpha; Isotomidae
Product: electrogenic sodium bicarbonate cotransporter 1
Exons: 18
Coding region: 194-2986 (930 amino acids)
Biological process (GO): bicarbonate transport; regulation of intracellular pH; monoatomic anion transport
Cellular component (GO): plasma membrane
Molecular function (GO): monoatomic anion transmembrane transporter activity; sodium:bicarbonate symporter activity; solute:inorganic anion antiporter activity
Source: RefSeq, a predicted model, not a curated record